GUUCGUUCGUCCGUCCGCGCGGCAGUGGCCGCGGAGCGAAGGCGAGAGCGGGCGGUGGCCAGGCCAGCCGUCAAGGGGAAUGCCAUGGCCAGUUCCUCGGACAGUGAGGAUGACAGUUUCAUGGCCGUGGACCAAGAAGAAGCUGGGGUGGAGGGGACAAUGGAGCAAGAUGAGGAAACCCGCCCCGAACUGGAGAUUGAGGAGACAAGACAUAACAGGUCUAUGUCUGAGCUGCCCGAAGAGGUUCUGGAAUAUAUUCUGUCUUUUCUCUCACCAUAUCAGGAGCACAAAACCUCAGCCCUUGUCUGCAAACAAUGGUACCGACUUAUUAAAGGUGUGGCCCACCAGUGUUAUCAUGGCUUUAUUAAGGCCGUCCAGGAAGGAAACAUUCAGUGGGAGAGUCGAACUUAUCCCUACCCUGGAACCCCAAUCACUCAGCGGUUCUCACAUAGUGCGUGUUACUAUGAUGCUAAUCAGUCCAUGUAUGUCUUUGGAGGCUGCACCCAAAGCAGCUGCAAUGCUGCCUUCAAUGACCUCUGGAGACUUGAUCUCAAUAGUAAAGAGUGGAUCCGACCCCUGGCUUCAGGUUCUUAUCCCUCCCCUAAAGCUGGAGCUACUCUAGUGGUGUACAAGGACUUGCUUGUGUUGUUUGGGGGCUGGACACGGCCGAGCCCUUAUCCUCUGCACCAACCUGAGAGGUUCUUUGAUGAAAUACACACUUACUCACCCUCUAAAAAUUGGUGGAAUUGCAUAGUAACAACGCAUGGACCACCACCUAUGGCAGGCCACUCCUCCUGUGUGAUAGAGGACAAAAUGAUUGUCUUUGGUGGUUCCUUAGGAUCCCGGCAAAUGAGCAAUGAUGUUUGGGUCCUCGACCUCGAACAGUGGGCCUGGUCCAAGCCUAAUGUCUCUGGCCCCAGCCCUCACCCUCGAGGUGGCCAGUCUCAGAUUGUCAUAGAUGAUGAAACUAUCCUGAUCCUUGGAGGAUGUGGUGGCCCAAAUGCACUGUUUAAAGAUGCUUGGUUACUGCACAUGCACUCCAGCCCGUGGACCUGGCAGCCCCUCAGGGUAGAGAAUGAAGAUCAUGGAGCCCCAGAGCUGUGGUGCCACCCAGCCUGCCGGGUGGGCCAGUGUGUGGUGGUUUUCAGCCAGGCUCCCAGUGGAAGAGCGCCCCUCAGCCCAAGUCUGAACUCCCGCCCGUCUCCCAUCAGCGCCACUCCUCCAGCUCUGGUACCUGAAACCCGAGAGUACCGCUCCCAGUCUCCAGUAAGAAGUAUGGAUGAAGCGCCUUGCGUCAAUGGUCGCUGGGGAACCUUACGCCCCAGGGCACCGAGGCAGACCCCAUCAGGAUCCCGAGAAGGGAGCCUUUCCCCCGCCAGGGGUGAUGGCUCUCCUGUCCUCAAUGGUGGAAGCUUAUCCCCAGGAGGAGCAGCAGCUGGUGGGGCCUCCCUGGACAGCCCUGUUCAGGCAGUCUCUCCAAGUACCCCAUCAUCAGCUGAAGGCUAUGACCUAAAAAUAGGGCUUUCUCUGGCUCCCCGGCGAGGGUCCUUGCCAGAUCAGAAAGACCUGAGAUUGGGAUCGAUGGAUUUGAAUUGGGAUCUCAAACCUGCUUCCAGCAGUGGUCAGGUGGACGGCAUGGACGCCAGGACAGUCGGGGGGAGUGUGAGGAAUCCUCCAGAGCAGACAAAUGGAGUCCACACACCUCCCCACAUGGCCAGUGCUCUCACGGGAGCUGUGUCCCCAGGCGCUCUCCGGCGGAGCCUGGAAGCUGUCAAAGCCCUUUCCUCUAAGGGGCCACCUGCCCCUGCAGCACUGAGUCCCCCACUGGUGUCUUCCCCUGGAUCCCCAGGGAGCCAGAGCGUGAGCAGCGUCGAGACGGUGCCCAUCCCGCGCCCCGGGCCUGCCCAGGGUGACGGGCACUCCUUACCUGCCAUCGCCCGGCGCUUGGGCCACCAUCCACCACAGUCUCUGAACGUUGGCAAGCCUUUGUACCAGAGCAUGAACUGCAAGCCCAUGCAGAUGUACGUGUUAGACAUUAAAGACACUAAGGAGAAAGGGCGGGUCAAGUGGAAAAUAUUUAACAACAGUUCUGUGGUUGGCCCGCCUGAGACCAGUCUGCACACAGUGGUGCAAGGCAGAGGGGAACUCAUCAUUUUUGGUGGCCUCAUGGACAAGAAACAGAAUGUGAAGUACUAUCCCAAAACAAAUGCCUUGUACUUUGUGCGAGCAAAAAGAUAAUAUGGCAAAAACUUGCUUCCAACCUUUUUCCUUUCUGUGGCUUUUAAUUUUGAAUUUUACACUGUCAUGCAGGCAUUCAAACUGUGAAUUGGGCAAACAAAGAAUUAAGUAGCCCCACAAACCAAAACCCCAAUUCCCAAUCUAAUGCUCGCUCUGGGCUAGGGUCAGAUCCCCAUUUAAAAACAAAUUAUAUCAAAUGUCUAUAUCUAUAUCUAUAUCUAUAUUCUAUAGCCAACUCUGUUUACAAAAGGGGAGAAAUCUCCGUGCUCGUUCAGAUAAAAUUGUUGCUGUGUUUUAGCAGAGGCUCUGCUGCCUUUUUCUGUUCUGCUGGUAAUUAGACCAAGAAUUUAGGGAACAGAUCACCUAAUCUCAGUUCCCUUCCAAGAGAACUGAGGAGUAUCAGGUAAGACGAGGUGCAGGAGGGGGUGCCCAUGAACUCUUGUCACCUGAGAGCUCAGUGCGCUUAGGGCCAGACCCAGGGUCUGCAUAGAAGCUAGUAGAGGAGGAAUGGUGGUGAGAAAGGAAGGUGACAGUGAUGAGGGGAAGCUGUUCCACGUCUGUGCCAGGAUCGUCAUGAAAUAGUGUGUUUGUGCCCUGGCCACAGGUUGGAAGGAGUAGGGCUAAAGCAUUUGUUUCUGAUUAUGAAAUCUCUGACUAUCACAUUUGGUUGUGAGCUGCCAAAACCCACGUCCCCUUCACUUGCUCUCCCUUAAAUGUCCUCUUGUGGAAUCUGCUUUUCCUUCUUGUAGGAUUUCUAUGCAAAUGUGGAUAUGUGGGGUUGUUUAAAGCCCUACACUUCAACACUUUGCCGAUGAAAGUACAAUUGAGGCUUGGAAGCCUAAGACGAUCACAUACUUCUCAGAAAUAUUUAGGGGGCUUGACUUUUUCCCAGCAUCCUUGGCAAGCCAGUGGAGAAUUCCAAGAUGCUUUGAAUCAUCCGAGGCUUUACACAUAAGAUAUUUUUAGCACCUUAAAAUUGCUUUCUCUUCUACACUUUUUUUUUCUGCCAGUGAGCAUCAGAUGUAUGCAGCCACAUUUGUGAAGGAUGUGAGAAGUUGGAGGGCAGAUAUUUCUCAUCCUUAGAAAGGGUUGGUCUUAUUAGAUGGAUAGGAAAGGGUCCUUUUCCCAGAAAUCAUUUUGGUCCUUUCUGCAUCUGUGUUCCCUGGUUUGCCAUCUUGAUGUCAAGAGAUUCAGUUCAAGUUGUGGAGUCUGGUGAAGCUGACUCUGACCUGACGAGGAAGCUCUACCCGCCACAGGCCUCCGGACAGCACCAGAGUCCGUCACGUGCAGCUUGGGUAUUUGUCUCCUUCUCUUCUGAGAUAAAUUGUUCCGAACAGAUGAGGUGCUCUGGCAGUCUCCAAAACCAUGGCCUGGACGCAGGAAAUACUGGCAACAACCUAACUCUGAUGGCAUUAGCAGGUAUCAGGCUGAUCACUUAAUUGUGAUUAUUGGUGAUUUUUAACAUUCACAUAUGAUUUUUUUUUUAAAUGAAAAGUUGCCUCUCCUCCCCUCAGUCUUGUUGGAGUUUCCCAAAUGCAAGUGAUAGAAGAGAUUUGAUUUCUGCUAGUUCUGGGGACUUGCUUUUUAGCCAACCCUUGGAAUUUAUUUGAUGAAAAAGGGUUCUUUCUUUUCUCGUGGUGCAGUGUGCUCUCCCGAUGUGUAAUGUCUGGUGCUGGUUGAAAAGCUCUCCUGUUGCCAAGUCCCCUUAGGAGCCAGUUCCCAUCAGCGGGACGUGUGUCUGAGAAGCUGUUCCAUCCUGACUGAGCAGUCCUCACGCGUGCCUACUUACUGUAUUGCCUGACUCGUUAAAGCUCAGCAUGCAUCUCCCCCACAUAACCUGGGGAGGGGCUUUUUCCAGUUCCCAUUUGGCAAGGACUGUUAGGUUGUGUGGGCUCUCCAGUCAAACUGAAGAUACACACUAGAAGAAUAAUAAUUUAGCCAUGGUUACUUAAUAGAGAGCAACUUUAUCCAUGAAAUUGUGUUUGUGAGCAGUUGUCUCCACACCCAGUUCCUAUUUAAACAUAAUUAAGCAUCUAGAAGAUAAGGAGUUGGGGGGGGGGUGGGCAGGAAUCUCCAUGAAGGGUUGAAAUCACACCUUGAAAAGAAACCCCUUAAUUCUGCUCUAUUGACUUUCUAACUGGUCAUCAUUGCUCCUAUAUCCUCAGAGAGGAGGCAAAGGAGGGGUAGGGGGGUGUGUGUGUGUGUGUGUGUGUGUGUGUCCUCAGAGAGGAGGCAAAGGAAGGGUACGGGUGUGUGUGUGUCUGUGUGUCUUCAGAGAGGAGGCAAAGGAGGGGUAGGGAUGUGUGUGUGUGUGUGUCCUCAGGAGGCAAAGGAAGGGUACGGGUGUGUGUGUGUCUGUGUGUCCUCAGAGAGGAGGCAAAGGAGGGUUAGGGUGUGUGUGUGUGUGUGUGUGUGUGUGUGUGUAUUUGUUUCUGCUGCCCCAGAAAGUUAUCUCAGAUACCUUUGGAAUCUGAGGGAAUACAGUGUUGCACACACAAUCCAAAACAAAACCCAGCAUUUGUUUACAGCUCUUCAAGUCAUCUUCCUUGUCCCCACACAUCAGUCUUGGUAUUAGCUAGGUGACACCUGCUUCAUGUUCCUUCGAUCUGGUUGCCACCAAACUCCAACAGCACCAUUGCCAAGUAUCAUCAGGGGCUGGUCAAGAAACUUGAGCCUGGUCAAGCUGGACAGUGUGGACAGAAAGCUGACAUAACCAAGGUGGUUGUCUCCUCAGGACCACUUGGAAGCCACAUGCAGCGUGGCACACCAGGUGGGUGAGCCGAGGCGAGUGUUUCCAUGGUGCAUCGGACAGAGUCUCAGCUGGAUGAGACGUCACCGUCGCUCUGUCUCAAUACUCUCUGCGCCAAUUUUGUCUUAAGAUCAACAGAGAAAAAUGAGACAAAACUUAUUUUUAAACACACCUCAGGAGCACCUAAAAUGAAUAUUUAUCAGUAUUUAAAUAUUUAAGAUAAAUUUGAAGCUAUACUUGAAGCUUUAACCCCUUCCAUUCCUGCAAGAGUGCCUUCAAGAUUCCCGGCAUUGCAUUGACUUUGAAAUUCACCUCAUUGACUCUGUAGCAAGAUUUUGAGUAUGUUCCCACCCUUCCGUGGACAGGACUGAAAAUUCUUUCGUCUCACUUGAUAUAUACAGCGUGGGUUUCGGGAAGAGGGAUGAGGGUGGGAAGGUUUGGUUGCACAUCUCCAUUGUUCUUCCAAAUAGGGGUAGUGGGAGUUUUGCCUCUUUGGGAAGAGCAUAGAAUAUGUCUACACAGAAACAAGAUUCCCCUUUCUCCUCCCCCCCUUUUUUUCUUUUAAGGCAAAGCUAGAGUUAACCAUUCUCCCCGGCUUCUGUUUGCAUAACUUCAUUUUUGGAUUCUUAAGGUUUACAACAAAAGAUGAACGUAUCAAAAGUAAUCUAAGAAUGGCAUUGAGACCUUUACAUUCUGUUUGAUUAACUGGAAGGGUCAGUGACCUUUGACUACAAAAAGCUUAUAGUAAGUGGAGAAUGAAUACCUUCCCCUUACCUGUCUCUCUCAGUCUCUUUCUGCUUUGCUUCUUCCCUUCCCCCUCCAAGUGACAUUCCUUCUGUCCUCGUUCCCGUGGUGAUCCAGGCAUGGUGAUAUACGCUGCUUUGCAUCAUGUGUGGUCUCUUACCAGCUCAUAAGUCAGCUGAAACGGUCACAACAACCCCCAGCCCAAAUCAGCAGAAGCCAGGACUUCUUUCUCCCAUCUCCUGCUCUGCACCUUCCCUGACUCCUUCCCACCAUGUGUUGCAGAAGGCAUGUUCUGCAGGGUUACCAGUAAAUGACUCCCACAGUGGUUCAUUGUAAAAGGGGAGAGGAGCGUUAGUGGUGACUCCUCUGCACUCCACCCUUGCACUCCACUCUUGCCAGCCAGGGUUCCUGGCAGUGCAUACAGCCUGAGCUCUGCUAGAGCUUAGGGCACCACAUGAUUUACCCUGGAAUAGUCAUUUUAGGCACACAAGUGUAGGAAUGAUUUCAUUGGUAUUUAAAUCCAUGUCAAUUUCAUUUUUUGUUUGUUUCCCGCUGAUGAAUUUUUAGCAGUUUAACAAAUAAAAAGGAACUAUGGAGAGAAUA
Messenger RNA from Vombatus ursinus (common wombat), 6334 nucleotides. RefSeq names its product F-box protein 42 (gene FBXO42). Gene Ontology annotation, molecular function: protein binding. NCBI's taxonomy places the organism in Eukaryota, Metazoa, Chordata, Mammalia, Diprotodontia, Vombatidae. The record is from RefSeq and is a predicted model, not a curated record. Bases 85 to 2238 code for a protein of 717 amino acids. The transcript has 10 exons.